This is a messenger RNA of Striga hermonthica, 1239 nucleotides long. The record is from the annotation of a GenBank genome assembly. Lineage: Eukaryota; Viridiplantae; Streptophyta; Magnoliopsida; Lamiales; Orobanchaceae.
AUGGCCUCCGCCGAUAACCCCGUCGCCGCUGAUCACUUCAACGAAGACGAGGAUCUCCUCGACGAUGAGGAAUUCUCCGAUCACGACGACGACGACUCCGCCUCCUCCGCCGCCCUCGCCCUCGAUCGCCCUCCCCCCUCCGCCUCCGACGCCCAGGUCACAAUCGCCGUCCCAGGAAUCGCCGAUCCCCACCUUACCCACCACCACCACCACCAACACCACCACCAGCCGCAGCAGCAACAGCAGACCCAGGAGAUCGUGAUCGCUCGGCGGCCGGUCCCACCCGACGAGUCCCGCAAGCUCUUCCAGCGCCUGUGGACAGACGAGGACGAGAUCGAGCUGCUUCAGGGGUUCCUCGACUACACCAGCCAACACCGAGGGCCCCACGGCUCCGCCCAGCACCACCACGACACCACCGCCUUCUACGACCAGAUCAGGAGCAAAUUCCAGCUCGAUUUCAACAAGAACCAGCUCGUCGAGAAGCUCCGGCGCCUCAAGAAGAAGUACCGCAACAUCAUCAACAAGUUCGGCUCCGGCAAGGACUACACCUUUAAGAGCCCCCACGAGCAGGCCACCUUCGAAAUCUCCGCUAAAAUCUGGGGUAAUCUCCCCCCGUUCAAUGUCAACGUCUCGUCCUCCGCCUUCCCUGCUGUCGCUGCCCCUGUCUCCGCCCCCAUCACUGUCCCCAUCGAGGAUGAUGACGAUGACCUCAACAACCCUAAUUUUGCAGAUUGCCAAAGCCCUAAGCUUAAUGGCAUCGACAUAAACAGCAAAACCCCGCGGCCCAAGAAGAGGAACCGAGCUGGCAUGGUGAAAAUGGAGGAAAGACAGCAUCAUGCCUCCAUUGGUAACAUCAAUAAUUAUACUCAGCCACCACCGGCUGCGGCUGCGGCUGCGGCUGCGGCUGCUCAGGGUAUAACAGGAUCACUAUCGAGUGUAAUUGAAGAGACUGUUAGGAGCUGUUUAUCACCCAUUUUCAAGGAGCUGCUCAGCAAUUCUAUGAGCUCCAAUCACAGUCCACAUGGACUGUUCUGUGGACAGCCUGGGUAUGAGCUGACACGAAGCCCACUGCCCUUGGGUUUCGCGGCGGCAAUGGGAGGAGGAGGAGGAGAUAAGGUGGCCAACAACAGGUGGAGGAAGCAACAAAUAUUGGAGUUGGAGGUUUUCUCCAAGCGGCUGGAGCUGGUGCAGGAUCAGAUCAAAGAGCAAUUGGAGGAGCUUAGGUCCAUGGGGAAUUGA